GGGUGGCUUGGUCGUCGUCGCCGCCGUGUUCAGGAAAGUUCGGAGGAAGCGCAUCGAGAGUGUCGCCCCGCGUCAGCCGAGGUUUACAAUUAAAGGCGUGUUAACCUUAUCAUUACGAUGUCAUACAUGCUAUGUUAUGACGUAGACAGAGAUACGCAGCUAGGAGCUUAAUACGAUGAGCAAGCUACGAUUGGGGUCAGAGUAUAUCCCGUUAACGGAGAACGACAUGUCGAAGGUCCGCCUCGUCGUGCCGUUCUCCCGAGUGGCAUGGAUCACCGUGUUCCUGCCGUUCCUGGCGUUCGUCUUUUGCGUCGUCUGGUCGGUCCUCUACAACUUCGAACACUCCACCUCCACUCAUUGUCAGGUAUACAAUUUUUUACCAUCUGUCUCGGCGGCCAUAGGUCACUACAGACCUCAGAGAGAUGUCUGGAAGACUUCUAUAGCAUUACAGGCAAUAGUGAGAACCUUGGUGUUCAUGCUGUAUUAUCGUUAUUACAAGGAGCAUGUUUACAAGUGGGCGCAAUAUCUGAGUAAUAUUGUGCUUGUUAUGUACGCCAUUGAGAAUAUUUCUCUGGUGACACUGAGCUUUUGGACUUCCGACGAGAAUUAUGCAUUCCACAAGAUGUCUUUCAUAACUUUUUUGAUGACAUCGUUUGUACACAUGUUUUUAGCAUAUUAUAUUAUGAAAAGCUGCCUGAAUAUCGCGAAAGGUUCAAACAAUGCUUCCUUGAUGUGGAAACGGAGGUCAAUGAUAUUGAAUGUGAUAUCUAUAAUAAUAGCAUGUUAUUUCUUUUAUAGACAUAAUAAAUAUUGCGAACCUUUAGUGUAUUCAAUGUUCGCUUUGAGCGAAUAUGGAGUUGUGCUCUCAAAUAUGGGAUACCAUCUGACGGCUGCAUUGGACUUUGCUACCACUCAUCUUAUGAUAUCAGGAAACAGACUUAGAAUUAUAUAAAAUUUUUUAAUCGUGUGCAUAUGUGAUAAUUGUUACAUAUAUUUCAACUUUGUUGUAUAUUAUUGUACAUAUUCGUAUUUGAAAUUGUUAUGUAUUGUAAUCUUGUAUUGAAAAUAAUUUAUUAGGUAAUUUAUACAAAAAUAUAAAUCAAGAAUUUGUAAAAUAGAAAUUUAAAAAGCAUGGACGCGCCUCAUGGAUGUUAAUGCCAGAUAUGUUUAUCAGUAUUUGUAAUAGCACAUUUUUCAAGGCACUUUAAUUAAUGCUAAAAAAUUGAGGACAUAGAAUUUGAUAUAAAAUGAUUCUAUCUUUCAUGGUCUCAUUGAUAGUUGUUUUUUGAAUAUAUUACUAUACAGUAUGUGUGUUUAAA
Monomorium pharaonis (pharaoh ant) is the source of this 1319-nucleotide messenger RNA. Its product is annotated as post-GPI attachment to proteins factor 2-like. Bases 176 to 952 code for a protein of 258 amino acids. The transcript is spliced from 4 exons. Lineage: Eukaryota; Metazoa; Arthropoda; Insecta; Hymenoptera; Formicidae. The record is from RefSeq and is a predicted model, not a curated record. Gene Ontology annotation, cellular component: endoplasmic reticulum membrane; Golgi membrane. Gene Ontology annotation, biological process: GPI anchor biosynthetic process.